Molecule: messenger RNA, 4779 nt
Organism: Diospyros lotus (date-plum)
Lineage: Eukaryota; Viridiplantae; Streptophyta; Magnoliopsida; Ericales; Ebenaceae
Product: EIN3-binding F-box protein 1-like
Exons: 4
Coding region: 230-2167 (645 amino acids)
Biological process (GO): SCF-dependent proteasomal ubiquitin-dependent protein catabolic process
Cellular component (GO): SCF ubiquitin ligase complex
Molecular function (GO): protein binding
Source: RefSeq, a predicted model, not a curated record
UCUACCCUACUGUGUAGCAAAAACUUCAGAAGACAAGCAAACCCUCUCUCUCUCUCUCUGCCAUUUUUGCUCUACUGAGAUGAGUUGCUGAUGACUUUGGACCUCUGUUCUGUGUAAUGCAAUCGAUAUUCGAACAUCUACCCAUAUUUCUGCUUUUGGUUGCGGGGUUUUUGGUGAUCGGUCUCUUCUUUUCUGCUUUUGGUCGCGGGGUUUGGACUAGGAACCAGCCAUGCCUGCUCUUGUCAAUUACAGUGGAGAUGAUGAAAUCUUUUCUGGGGGUCCAGUUUAUUCGAAGGAUUCGAGGCUCUCAUGUUCGAUUGAUUCCCAUUUGGAUGGGCAUGGUCCUCCUAGAAAGAGGGCUCGGGUUAGUUCCUCAUUGUCUUGCUCAGAUAAAAGGUCCGAGGAAGGGACACCAUCCAUUGAAGUACUUCCAGAUGAAUGCUUAUUUGAGAUUUUCAGACGCCUCCCCGGAGAUGAAGCAAGGAGUGUCUCUGCUUGUGUGUCCAAGAGGUGGCUUAUGCUUUUAAGCAGUCUUCGUAGUUCUGAGAUCUGCACGAACAAGAAUGCUAAGGGAGGAUCAGAUCAUGUUGGCGCAAUCUCUGGUGAGGAAGAUAUGGAGUUUGAGAAUGAUGGAUGCCUUACAAGGAGUUUGGAAGGGAAGAAAGCAACGGAUAUAAGACUUGCUGCUAUUGCAGUAGGAACUUUGAGCUGUGGGGGCCUCGUCAAGCUUUUAAUCAGGGGAGGCAGCUCUACUUGUAGUGUCACCGACAAAGGACUCUCGGCGAUUGCCCGUGCUUGCCCUUCUCUGAGGGUUCUCUCCCUGUGGAAUGUCCCUUUCGUUGGUGAUGAAGGUUUGUUUGAGAUGGCCAAGGAAUGCCACUCCUUGGAGAAGCUUGACCUCUGCCAAUGCCCUUUGAUUUCCAGCAAGGGUUUAAUUGCAGUUGCAAAGAACUCCCCAAACUUGACUUCUUUGGAAAUUGAAUCUUGUCCGAAUAUUGGCAACGAGACCUUGCAAGAACUUGGAAGGUGCUGCCCAAAGCUGCAAUGCGUCACUAUCAAGGAUUGUCCGCUUGUUGGGGAUCUGGGAAUUGCGGGCCUCAUGUCAUCAGCCUCUUGUGUCUUGGCAAAGCUUAAACUUCAGGCCCUGAACAUAACAGAUUUCUCUCUCGCCGUAAUUGGGCAUUACGGGAAGGCCCUUGCUAGUCUGGUUCUUAGUGGCCUCCAAAGAGUGAGCGAGAGGGGUUUUUGGGUCAUGGGUAAAGCCCAGGGCUUGGAGAAAUUGGCAUCUCUGACCAUUUCGUCGUGUUGGGGGACAACAGAUCUAAGUCUUGAGUCAAUUGGGAAGGGUUGCCGUAACCUGAAACAUUUGUGGCUUCGUAAGUGUUGCUUUCUAUCUGAUGGUGGGUUGUUGGGUUUUGCCAAAGCCACUGGGUCUCUUGAAAGUUUACAAUUGGAGGAGUGCAACAGGAUCACCCAGUUGGGGAUUUUGGAUACACUCUCAAAUUGUCAAUCAAAGUUGAAGUCUCUAGCUGUCAUUAAAUGCAUGGGAAUCAGAGAUGUAUCUCUGGAAACACCUUUCCUCUUCCCUUGUGAAUCGCUUCGCUCCUUGUCCAUAAGAAGCUGCCCGGGUUUUGGAAAUGCUAGCUUGGCAAAGGUGGGGAAACUGUGCCCUCAGCUACAUCAGCUAGAUCUGACUGGGCUUUGUGGAAUUACAGAUUCUGGGCUUCUUCCACUUGUGGAGAGCUGUGAGGCAGGACUAGUUAAGGUCAAUCUCAGCGGUUGCUUGAAUUUGACGGAUGAAGUGGUCUCCGCAUUGGUUAGGCUACACGGUGGAACCCUUCAAGUCCUGGAUCUUAAUGGCUGCGGAAAGGUUACAGAUGCAAGCCUGGUGGCGGUUGCAGACAAUUGCCUGGUACUGAAUGAUCUAGAUCUGUCGAAGUGUUCGAUCUCUGAUUCUGGAGUUGCUGUUUUGUCUUGCGCAGAGCAGCUGAAGUUGCAGAUCCUUUCCCUGUCUGGCUGCUUUAAGAUAUCCGGAAAGAGUAUUCUCUCCCUGAAAAAAUUAGGUAAACAUCUGGUGGGACUAAAUCUUGUAAGCUGCAAUUCAAUCAGCAACAGUGCCAUAGAGCUACUUGUGAGGAGCUUGUGGAGAUGCGAUAUCGUCUUCUAAAGCUGGUACAUGCAGCUCAGACAAGUAGAAAUACAACAGUUACAUGUUUAAAACAUCAGUAGUAGGUUGGUUGUUUUCCAGAAGACUUUUGUAGAUCUUUGUUCCAUCGGGUUUUUGCAGGUUUCCUACUUGGGGAAGCCUGUUUUUGAAUAUUUUAGCCUCCCAUUGAAGGGGGGGGGGGGGACGGCCUCUGUCACAGCCAUGGUUCUCUGGAUACAGUUACUUAGCCCAGGUAUCGGGAGGUUGAAGGUCCUGAUUUCUUUCCUGAUCUGCCUUUAAUCGAGUAAUGUAAGAAACUUUUUCUCCGGGAUGGUGUCAGUUUCCAGCUUGUCCGAGUCUUGUUAUGGAUGUUGUGUCAAAAGAGUGUGGAUGUUGUGUUGUCUAUUUUGCCAUGACAACCUUGACUUUGUUGGUUGUUUUUGUAAACCGGGUCCUAGUGUUUGAUGGGAUGAUUCAAGCUCUAUAUCUGCAGGGCGCCUCCGCUGGUGAAUGAUUCUAUCCUGCAACUACACACCGUGACAAUGGAGUGUGAUGAACCUUCCCUGUUAUUUGUUUUGUUUAUCCCCGGCCCUUUCUUAAAUUGUCUUCUGAAUUUUGGUCCUAUUUUUACACAUGGUUUUGGAUUGGGUUAAAACUUAUUAGCUAGGAUGUUUGAGGUAAAUUAUGAUGCAGCAAUGCUAUGUUGCCCGGCAGUGGGCAACAUAGCAUUGCUGAAUUAUGAUGUCCUGUUUACCAUUUAGCGGGCAACUAGGACUUGGGUCUCUUUCUUGGGCGGGACACCAAUUGCGUGUGCCUUUGCCGAGAGACCAUGAAAGUUGAUUUCUCAUAUAUAUUAUUUCCGGGUUGAUAACAACUUCACCAUGAAUUCUGUACUGUUCAUAUUUUCCUCUUAAAACUUCCGAGGACUCAGAACAAGCACAAUAACCAUUCUGUAAUUGUCUAAUCAAGAAAAUCAUCAACAGUCCAUUGCUGUUUAUGCUUUCUGCUGCUGCUGUGAUUGCUAAAGCCUGUUGGUUCUACAAUUGCUAUGAUUUUGAAAACAAAGCAAUGCUAUUUUGGGCAUUUUUUUGCUUUCUAGGGAAACAAUAUCACCAUCCUACAAGAAGUUUAACGUUUGCAAUUUUUUAAGAUAAAUUGACCUUAUAAUCCCUCUUAUGAUUAUUUUUAAGCCGAAUUAAUUAAUGCACUUUGAUUAAAUUUCCAAAAUACUCCUCUAUACUACAAUUAACAUAAGCUUAAACUUAAUUUCCCUCAAACUAAAAGUAAAAAAUAAAAUGUCUCAAUGGCCAAAACUCAGGUGGGUUCCGCCCAUCACUGACUAAGAUGUCGGUGAUGCCUAGAACCAUUUGGGUUCUGGUGCUGGAAAGCCUGCUGUUAACUGCCAGCCAAAUUGGCGAUGGGGUAAGAGAUGGCUGAAACCCAUCUGAUUUCUGGCCUUGGAACCCUUGCCGGAACCACAGGAUGGGUUCUGACGCUAAAACCAAAACCAUUGUUUAGUUCUGUCGGCGAAAGUCGAACCCAAGCAAACCCUUCUCGACUUACCUUUUCUUUUAUUAGUUUUUGUUUUAAAAGCAGCACUGGAAUUUGUUUUUAUAUAGGAGGAUCAACGGUUGAGGUCUGAUCUGAGGCUGAGUUUCUAUGACACAAAGACCAAGACCUCUUCCCUCCUCUCCCAACGAAACGGCGAACCACACAAUGCUUCUACGAAGCUGGUCGACGCCGGUACUGAACUCAUGGCUUCGCAAUCGUAAAGACUCUAGCGCUUUGCUGGAGCCCGAAUUUGCGGUUCAGAUCACAAAAGGCCAGAUCGCUGUCCGUGCUUUCAUUGCCUCCGGAAGAUGAUGAGUUGCCGAAUAAGAUGACCAGAAGGUCCAGAAUGCCGUCGCAGAGCGACCUCAAAGAUCUGUCCUUCUCCAAGAAGCGCCCGCUCAGCCGGAGCUUAAGUGGGUUGCCGCCGAUCUCGGUGGAGGAAGGCGAGGAGGAGGAGGGCGGAGAUGUGGAAUCGGGUUCUGCUUUUAGGUUCCGGGUUGGAUGAGGGUGCUGUGAUGUUGGGGUUGGAGAGAGAAUUGGAGAGCUUUCCUGUGGGUGGCAGAAGCGGCGGCGGAGGAGGAUCAGACGGUGGUGAUGGAGAUGAGAAUUCUGGUGCCUGGGAUUGAGGUCAUGGGAGUGGCAAUUUGGAUGUGCAUUAUCAGAAUAUGACUUGAGGCAAAUCCUGGCAACGCUCUGCUCCUUAGCAAUUUGCAGUACUCUUGAAAGAGGUAGGGGGUGAUUUCGUGAAGGCUGAAAAGUACUUUGAAAGAGCAAUAGUGGCAAACCCAAGUGUCUAUGGUGAUUUGAUACGGCAGAGAGCCACGGCGAUUCGCGUCGUGCCCAGAGUUACUUGGACAAAGACUGCCAUGUUUGUGCUUCAUAUGCUCGGUUUCUUUUGGGAGACCGAGGAAGAAGAUGAUGAAGGCGAAGGUGACGUUGAAAGAGAAUUUUCACCAACAAGUAUCUUGCAAGGACCUCCUCCCAGAGCCGCUGCUGCGGCUUCUUGGGCUCACCACCAUCCAUCUCUUGUAAAUUAUCUAUAUAUUAUUAUAUGUUAUGACUCAUCUGAACAUCUUUUUCUU